This is a messenger RNA of Bipolaris sorokiniana ND90Pr, 2750 nucleotides long. RefSeq lists its product as uncharacterized. Lineage: Eukaryota; Fungi; Ascomycota; Dothideomycetes; Pleosporales; Pleosporaceae. Bases 109 to 2676 code for a protein of 855 amino acids. The record is from RefSeq and is a predicted model, not a curated record. The transcript is spliced from 2 exons.
AAAACCCUUCACUCUUAGCGUCUGCGAAGCGUCUUCGUUACGCACUACCACUCUUUCACCGUUCACCGUUCCACUCUCUUUUCCAGCGCAUAGCACGUCGUUGAGAUAAUGGCCCGAAACCAAUCUAUCUGGUGUCCGUCAGGCGGAGAAUGGUACGGUUGUUCGACGGGGACGUUGUUCGCCGGUUGCUGCGCAGUCAAUCCAUGUAGUGUUACAUGUCCGCAACAACAUCUCUAUCCUGUUUUCUUCGAUGCAGCAAUCUUUGGCACUUUUCCGGACUUGUCCUGCGGAUCGGGUUCCAGGUUCUAUACAUGCUCUGGUGGAGAAACCUUCUUUGGGUGCUGCAAAACCAGCCCCUGUAUUGCAGGUGUUUGCCCUGAUGGCGAUUUGACCCCUGCAUUCAUGGAACGUUCAGAUCAAAUUGAUCUCUUCGGAGAUCCAACCAUCAACAACAUAGGUGUUGCGCCAAUCAUCACCUCGUCGGUAGCGCUUGCCCGUGAACCCGCAAUGACAUCCAUGCCGGUAUAUGACGGUUUCGGAUCCGGCCCUUCGAAAUGGAUCAUAUUGCCUAGCGUCUCCAUAGCAGCCAUGGUGUCCUUGUGUGUUUUCAUUGCCCUUUGGCUUGGCUGGAGAAAGUUUUCUACUCGUGACGGGCAUAUCUAUGCAGCAGUAGAGCCUACACAACUAUCUAUGGAUGCUGUGGAUCCAGUGAAAACUGAUACCAACAUCGCAUCCAUCGACACGUCUGUUACUCCAAAGAAAGAUGAUCUCCAACGACUUAGCUCAGCGUCUCUCCUUGCUCUUCUUAUGAGCGCCCUGGCUGUCCUCGCAAUGUCCUCGUUCUUGUUAUUCUUGUGGUUUGGUGAUAGCAGAAACAAAACUUGGGGGCAUAUCAUGGUCCAAGGCUGGGCUACCCGGUGUGUAGCCGUGACAGCCCUCGUGCUAAGGACGUCUGUGGACAUGCAGGCUGCUGUCGCUUGUGCUAUCCUUGCUUCCCUACUGUUGGAAUCCAAAUCUGGAAUACAUGUGUUUCAGACAGCCAAAAUAUCAGCCAUGCGGACUGAGAGUACGAGUCCUUGGGCAUUCGCUCGCUGCGUGUUGGAAGAGUUUUGGAGAUCAACCGCACGAUCCCGAAGGAAUCAUCAUGUGUAUGCCAUGACAAUUUGUUUGCUUAUUACGACCAUUGUUGUUCAAUUCUCGUCAACUCUAUUGCUUUCAGAUCUCAAGCAAGGCUUGCUAAUCGGUGGUGUUACUCCUUCCGAGGUCCAGCCUGGUUUAUCUUAUCCCGUCGGAGGCGUAGAGAGGAUAGCUCGUGACUCAGCAUGGACUACCAAUCCACCCAACUAUGCAACGUUCGGGGAAUAUCACGAGCUGCCUAAAGAGACUACGGAUGGAGUUGUUGACACCGGAAUUUUGCUGCGAGCCCUUUUGCCGUAUGCAGCCACCGAGUUGCGCCAGACCCUGGCAACGUACACAGGAAACGCGUUGACAAUUGAUGCCAGAGUUACUUGCCAGGCACCUUCAAUCACCGGAUUUGAGGCUAAAGGAUUUAAUGGACAGAUCAAAGGCAUAGUAUCGCCUUCCAUGAACUCCACAGGACUGCUGUCCAUCAAACCGACGCCUUUCGACUGCACAGCGGCUGGGUCAGGUCAAAUCACAAUAUGUCAGCUAGGUCAAUCCGGUGAUGUCUUCAUGGGCUCUCUCAAAAGUCAAUUUGAAAACUCUACGGCAUUUGGAGCCGCAUUCCUUAUCAUUAAUGGCUCGAACAAUCACGGUGUAGGAAAUAUUUGGCGGACUUAUUCUUUUCCAAAGACGAACAGAACUGCAGAAGCCUCCAUCUCCCUUACGCUGUGUUUUGCACCAUGGGAUGCUGCGAUUCUUGAUGUUGAGAUUCACAGUAAAGUCAAUAGGACCGAACCGAUGCUCCGAUACUGGAAAGGGUUCAAGUCGUCAGAGGUGCUGGCCCACCUAAUACCUCUGACUAAGAAUAAAACGCGCCAAAUCAUGAAAUUGGAAAAGCCCCACAGCUUUUUAGGAGAUUUACCACCACCAUAUCGACGUCCGGUCGUACAAAGUGACAUGGGCGGCAGCUCGGCAGCAGCCAAGGGAACGAGUGUACCGCUACCGGGGAACUGGUCAGUCUUUCUCACGGGUAGGCCUCUAGUAACGCACCUUCGUUACUUUGAUCCGCCUCCUACACAAAUCAUUUCAGCAGAUCCUGCUCUCGCUGCCAUCUUUACGGGCGCAAUUGAAGCCGGCUUCUCAGUCGAAUGGGCGCUGUCGUCUCUCAUUACUGUCCUUUCCAUGACCAACUACUACAGUCAACAGGUUGCAUUUGACCGUGUCGAUACUGUCGCUGUUUCUUUCUUCGAAAAUGUUCUAUACCCCCGUAGUUAUGUCGGCCUCACCAUAAUUAUGUGGACCCUUUUUGCGCAUUUUGCUCUUCUAGCAUUGAUGGUCGUCUUAUUUAUCACCAAAACCAGGUUUACAAUCAUUGGAAAUGUCUGGUUGGCGUUUGUGCAAGUCGCUGAAUCGCAGGGUAUUAAGGAUUAUAUUGCUAGGGGAAGCCUAACAGGGGACUCUAUGCUGUUAAAUGAGCUGCAUAAGAGUGAGAAGAAGAACAUCCGAGCUAGGCUUACACGAAGUGGGCAUGGUGCUGAGAUUGUAGUAGAAUAGAUAACACCCACACGAAGAGGAUGUAAAUUAAGCAUAUCAGCAUAAACAAUAUAUGAUACAUUUUAACUUCAAGC